ACUGGUGGGGUGGGGAAUUAUGCAUGGGUGUGAAUGCUAGGAGGUACAGAGAUCACGGAGGCCACUUUAGAGUCUGUUUGCCCUAAACAUCUAGUCUAAUAUGUCUUCAGCACCCUGAGCCAUGCAUGACACAUACUAAGCUCUAAUAUUUGAAUGAAUGGAUAUAGUGUGACUAUUAUGUUUCCAGCUCCUAGUUUAAGCCUUUUGCUUCACUUCUCUUCUGUUUCAGAGUUACUGAUUUAUUCUUGAGAAUCCUCUGCUCUCAUCUGUCCUCAUGGAUGAACUUCAGGAUGUUCAACUCACAGAGAUCAAACCACUUCUAAAUGAUAAGAAUGGUACACGAAACUUCCAGGACUUUGACUGUCAGGAACAUGAUAUAGAAACAACUCACGGUAUGGUCCACGUCACUAUAAGAGGCCUACCGAAGGGAAACAGACCAGUUAUUCUGACAUAUCAUGACAUUGGCCUCAAUCAUAAAUCCUGUUUCAAUGCAUUCUUUAACUUUGAGGAUAUGCAGGAGAUCACCCAGCACUUUGCUGUCUGUCAUGUUGAUGCCCCAGGCCAGCAGGAAGGUGCACCCUCUUUCCCAGCUGGGUACCAGUAUCCGACAAUGGAUGAGCUGGCCGAAAUGCUGCCUCCUGUUCUCACCCACUUAAAUCUGAAAAGCAUCAUUGGGGUUGGAGUUGGAGCUGGAGCUUACAUCCUCAGCAGAUUUGCGCUCAAUCACCCAGAGCUCGUGGAAGGUCUCGUGCUCAUUAACAUUGACCCUUGUGCUAAAGGCUGGAUUGACUGGGCAGCUUCCAAACUCUCGGGCUUGACAACCAAUGUUGUGGACAUAAUUUUGGCUCAUCACUUUGGGCAGGAAGAGUUGCAGGCCAACCUGGACCUGAUUCAAACCUACAGACUGCAUAUUGCCCAAGAUAUCAACCAAGAAAACCUACAGCUCUUCCUGGGUUCCUAUAAUGGACGCAGAGACCUAGAGAUCGAAAGACCCAUUCUGGGACAAAAUGAUAACAAAUCAAAGACAUUAAAGUGUUCUACUUUAUUGGUGGUAGGUGACAAUUCACCUGCAGUUGAGGCUGUGGUUGAAUGCAAUUCUCGCCUGAAUCCUGUAAAUACAACUUUGCUAAAGAUGGCAGACUGUGGUGGACUACCCCAAGUAGUUCAGCCCGGGAAGCUCACUGAGGCCUUCAAGUACUUUUUGCAGGGAAUGGGCUACAUCCCGUAUGUGCAGCUCAGUCACCUGAGCACCGAGUCAGUCCCAUCUGCCAGCAUGACCCGGCUCGCCCGAUCACGGACCCACUCCACCUCAAGUAGCAUCGGCUCUGGAGAAAGUGCCUUCAGCCGAUCUGUCGCCAGCAAUCAGUCAGAUGGAGCUCAAGAGUCCUCUGAGUCUCCUGAUGUUCUGGACAGACACCAGACCAUGGAGGUGUCCUGCUAAGCAGAUGCUCCUCCCCCGGACCAUGCAAGUCCACCCUCCUUCAAACAACCACACUCCAUAAUAUAACACUUCAUCCAGCAAACUGGCAUCUAUCUUUAAGUCUUGCAUGGCCACUGACUCUCUCUUUCUGGCAUCUUGGAUUAAUCAUCCUCUCUGCCUGCCCACCCCCUUUUUGUAUGUACCAAGAACCACUUCCAUGCCAUUACUGUAGCAUUCCAACAUCUUCAGCUGGUCAGAUCUCCAUAUCUUCUCUUGCCAGCUCUUUCCUGUGCUUUCCCAACUAUGUAGCUAAGAUUGUUUGAUCCUGAUGUAUGUGUGUGAGCACGCGUGUCUGUGUUCGUGUGUGCAUAGUUCUGUGAUUUUAGAUAGGCUUUCUUGUAGAGCUUCUGCAAAAAACAAACAAAAAAAGGGACUCUUUUUUUGCAUUUUCAGUGGUGUUUUUAGGGGAAAUAUGCAGAACAGGUUUCUAGGUUGGGUAGGCCAUUGCAUUCUCUUUCGCUUCCAUAUUGGUCAACAAGAUCUGCAAAGUGACUUCAGGAGAGAGCAGUUCUGAGGAAUGUGGAAGAUCAUAAUUCCUGUUUGGAUUGUUGGCUGUGACCAACGGAAGGGAGGCUGUUACAUAGAGAAGCAGGCCAGGUGGCCAGCCACCUUCUCCUCUCCAAAUGAAUUCACAUAUACUAUUCUGUGAAUAAAAGGGAGGGAUAUGUUCUCUUAGAAGCCCAUGGAUGAUGAGGUUCUGAUGCAAUGUGAAGUUUUUCCCAAGGAGUGAGUGUGGCUUAAUCACUGGGCUUUUUUAGCAUAGGAAGGGGAAAACGAAAUUCCAGGCCUCUGCUCUGUCAGAACAAAACUGAGUCUCUGCAGUGUCUGAUACCACAUACCAGACGUCUGCAGGAAGCGCCACCCAGGAGGAACACUCUCCAUCCCUCAACUGCCCCAGAAGGGAGAGGUAUAGCCUGAAAAUUAUAUAGAUGAUGAGGAAAUGGCUGGGGAGGGAGGAACAGUGUAGACUUGAUUUCAGCAGACUUAAUGGAAGCUAAAUGAAAUUCAGAUAAAACCCAUUUCUCAGAAAGUUAUUCCUGUGAACUCCCUUUUGUAGGAGGGAAGGGGCCAAUCUGUAAGGGCAGCCUGUCCAGGUAGAAUUUUGUUCAGUCCGCUGCUAUGUGAUGGCGUCACAGCCACCCAGAGAGUAUCACCAGGAGGAGGGUGAAAGCAACUGCCACCCAGUAAGGGCCCAGCUUUGAGGGUACUGAGAUGUUACAUAGAGAAGGGUUGCACAGUUCUGAUCUUAGGAAGGGGCUUUUCAGAUGUAGCAUUUGCUUUCUGCUGAGAUACGGAAUGUGUUACUCUGUCAGAGGACAACUUUUUACGGAUGAUGAAAUAAAGCUGUAUUUGUCUCAUUGUUACCCAGUGGCUGGUGUGACUUCUCUCAAGCCACUUCCUGGGGCUCAGGGGUACCGAGUGACUGCGUGUGGGUUCCGUGCUGGGCAUACUCACAUACCCGAUGAUUAUCCACUCAGCGACACUGUCCAUUUAAAGUGAGGAAACCAAGACCCAGGAUAAAUAAUUUGCCUGAGGUCAUACCAGUAAGCCAGCUGAGAUUGAACCCUGAGUCCAUCUGACAUGCCUAUAUUCCUCUCAAACCGAAAACCUGACCGUGAGAAGCCUGACCAUGAGGU
Kogia breviceps (pygmy sperm whale) is the source of this 3117-nucleotide messenger RNA. The record is from RefSeq and is a predicted model, not a curated record. Lineage: Eukaryota; Metazoa; Chordata; Mammalia; Artiodactyla; Physeteridae.